Messenger RNA from Scheffersomyces coipomensis, 1426 nucleotides. RefSeq names its product Cso99p (gene CSO99). Lineage: Eukaryota; Fungi; Ascomycota; Pichiomycetes; Serinales; Debaryomycetaceae. Bases 259 to 1212 code for a protein of 317 amino acids. The record is from RefSeq and is a predicted model, not a curated record. The transcript has a single exon.
CACUUUUUGCAAUCAAAUUUAUCUAUGACGAUUUUUUUAUCCGCAUUCGUACAAUCAAUCCGAGGUCAAAGAUGAACUAAUUUUUUUUUUUAUUUUUAGCGGUAAAAUUUGUUGAUCAGAUAAUGGAAAUUGUAAUUUAGAUCUUUCAUCGUCAUAUCAGCAAUAUCAGCAAUAUCGAAGAUCUAACACUCAUAUACUUCAAUAAUAAGAUCUGAUUAAUCCCAAGAUAUACCUGGAAUAAGAAAUACUGAAGCAAUCAUGUCGAUACAAGGAAUUUCACCGCUUUCAAUCCCCACUAAAUCAUUAUUAAAAAAACCAAUAGGAUCGAUUCCAUUAGCGAUUAUCUUAAAAUUGAAUGAAUUAUUAAAGAAAUCAGUAUUGUCAAGGAAAUUCUAUCAAGAGAUUAAUGAUAAAGUGUUGAGCAAAUCAUCUACUGUCGAUGCUAAUUUAUAUUUCAUUUGUUAUUUUACAUUAUUGAUAUCAGCCGUUUUAAAUAAUCAAUAUAAAAUCAAACAUUGGUUGAAAUUACAAAGAUUUAACUUAUUGAAUGUCAUUAAACGAGUAUUAUUGAACUAUUUGAAUAUCGAUUUAUCAUCAUCAACGAAUUCUCCUAAUAAAUUCUUGAUUAAUCUUUUUAAUGCUCCAAAACCAACUUUUGAUGAAAAGGAAGCUUCAAAACCUUCACCUAUCGGUAAACAUUUCAAAGCUGUAUCGUCAUAUUUAUCAGAUAUAAGAAUCUUCAAUAGAUUAACCGAAUCAAUCAAAUAUGCUCCAUGGAUAAUAGAUGAAUUCACCGCCAUGACUGAUCCUACCAAUAUCACACCAAAAUCAAAUCGUAUUAUAAAUUUCUUACAAUCGAUUAAUUGUUUAGUAUUGGAAUUAUUAGAAAAUGCCGGUUGGAUAACUGAUCAUAAUUGGGUAGGCACAAAUGAUAAUGAUUGGUGGUCCUUUGAGACCUAUAUUUGGUGUUCAAGAAUUUGGGGACUUUAUUUAGUAAUUGAAAUUGUUGAAUUAUUUAGAAGAACUCCAAUACUGGAAUGGUCUAAUACAAAUUGGAAGAUUGCUGUAUUCAAACAAGUCAUUCAAGUUCCUCUUGUGUUACAUUGGUCCUUACGUGAAGGUUGUUUAUCUCCAUUUUGGGUUGGUGUUUGUGGUUCUGGAGCUUCUUGGUGGGGUUUCAGAGAUAUUUGGUCUUCAAUUGAUUUGAGCUAAAUUGAUAUCAAACAUUUUUUACUUCAAUUUAUUUAUUUAUUUAUUAUUUAUUUUUCAUACAAAAUACAAUAUACAAUAGUAUGUGCAACACUACACUAGAAACCCUACUUAAUCUCUAUAACGUUCGCUAUCUUCUUUAGCAGCUUUUCUUUCCAUUUCAUCCCAAUCUUCUCCGGCACUAUCUUCUCCACUAACAUCAUCUCCACUACCACUA